UUUUUGUUACUCAAGCAGUCAGUCAGUCGUCGUCGUCGUCGUCAGUUCAUUAUCAGUUUUGAAUGAGUUUAAAUAAUAAAGUACGGAAUAUGAUUUUGAAAUUUUGUGCAAAUUUAAAUUUUUUAUUUGCUGAAAAUAAUGCACCAUAUUUGGAACGUUUAUAUAUGGCUAAACAAGCUGGUUUCAGAGGUAUUGAAAUUUCAUAUCCAGAUAAAAUAUCAUUAGAUGAUCUUAUUAAAACUAAAAAUGAAACAAAUUUGGAAUUGGUUUUAAUGAAUAUUAAAUUGGGUAGUGAACCAGACACAGCAUUUGGAUCAACAUCAUUACCCAACCUUGAAAAUACAUUCCAACAACAUUUUUUAGAUACAAUUGCAUUGGCUAAAAAAUUAAAUUGUCAUAAAAUUCAUUUGAUGUCCGGCAAAGUUAAAAAUGAAUCACGUGAAAAACAUUUAAAAACUUAUAUAAAAAAUUUAAAAUUUGCUGUUGAACAUUUGGAAAAAGAAAAAAUUUUAGGUUUAAUUGAACCAAUAAAUGGUUAUGCUGUACCAGAUUAUUUUUUAAAUAAUUAUAAAACAGCUGUUGAUGUUAUUAAAGAAAUUGAUAGUCCAUAUUUAAAAUUAAUGGUUGAUUUAUAUCAUUUACAACAUAUUCAGGGUGAUGUUACAAAUUCAAUUAAAGAAUUAAUGCCAAUUAUUGGACAUUUUCAAAUUGCUCAAGUACCAAAUAGAAAUGAACCAAAUGCAUUUGGUGAAUUAAAUUAUGAAUAUAUUUUUGAUAUUAUUAAAAAUUCUGGCUAUAGAGGUUGGAUUGGUUGUGAAUAUAAACCAAAAGAUGGUACAAGCCAUGGUUUAAAUUGGAUAACUCAAUAUGGUUUUAAAUUAUGAAUUUUUUUUUUUGCAUAUUUUCAAAUGUAAAAUAUACUACAUAAAUAGAUACUUAUUUGUUAUUUGUGGUUGAAUUAAAAGAGAGUUAAUAAAUUUA
Molecule: messenger RNA, 981 nt
Organism: Condylostylus longicornis
Lineage: Eukaryota; Metazoa; Arthropoda; Insecta; Diptera; Dolichopodidae
Gene: Gip
Product: putative hydroxypyruvate isomerase
Exons: 4
Coding region: 63-884 (273 amino acids)
Biological process (GO): glyoxylate metabolic process
Molecular function (GO): hydroxypyruvate isomerase activity
Source: RefSeq, a predicted model, not a curated record